AAACUAUUACAUAAACAGUAAAACAUUAAAUACAUGAAAACUAAAAAUAAUAUCCCACAAAAGACUACAGACGCAGUGUUACGUAACACUUCCGGCGCAUACGUGACGUCACAAAAGUGUCCGAGCAGACUGCGAACCACAAGGAGUCCGAAUGUGCUAUUUUUACACAUUUGGCCCUCCAAUUGGUCUCCCCACUUCGCCCGAUGCUUCCCGCUAUCCUCCGCUGUGCCCGCCACGUCUCCUCCAGUGUGUCCUUGCCCCGUCCCCUGUCUCAUAUCACAGCCCGCAUGGACCCCCAGCGUCCCGUGGAGGGGGCCAUCAGGGCCAAACUAACAGAUGCCUUCCAGCCGACCCACUUGGAGGUGCACAAUGAAAGCCACAUGCACGCCGUGCCCCCCGGCUCUGAAUCCCAUUUUCGGGUGUUGGUGGUCAGCUCACGAUUUGAGGGCGCGUCUCUGCUGCAGCGCCACCGUCUGGUCAACGAGGCGUUGAAGGCAGAGCUAAGCGGUUGUGUUCAUGCGUUGGCCAUUCAGGCUAAGACGCCGGAGCAAUGGGGGAGCGACCCGGCCCUGGAGAAAAGCCCUCCAUGCUUGGGGGGAUCCCGCGGAGACCACACUAUGGAGGAGAAACUGAAAGCUGGUCGUUGACAAGGACGCUCCCCGUCGGACAUUGUGUGCUUGCUCUUGGACUUCUCGCUUCCAUUUGCUCACAUUUAUACAUCCUGUAUAUUCUUAACUUAAUGAUAUGGUAAGCCGAACUUAUUUGUAGCAUUGUUGCAUUGUAAUAAAAUUGGAAACACACAAUUAGCAGCGUUUGUGUGUUUUUACAUAGUUGUCUUUAAGAUACCAAAUACUUUCUACCUCUACAAAGAUGACAAUACUGUGUUUUUAUGUACUGGUAUUACACUAUCAUUCGCACACUCUCACUUAAUGGGCGUGUAUGAUGUAGUGGUAGUAACACUAUCUCGCCACAUGAGGGCAG
This is a messenger RNA of Doryrhamphus excisus (bluestripe pipefish), 981 nucleotides long. RefSeq names its product bolA family member 1 (gene bola1). Lineage: Eukaryota; Metazoa; Chordata; Actinopteri; Syngnathiformes; Syngnathidae. Gene Ontology annotation, cellular component: mitochondrion. The record is from RefSeq and is a predicted model, not a curated record.